UUCUCCGUGUUUUCCACAGAAAACGAAAACUCGAAGAAGAAACAAUUUACCAUCCUAAAAAUUUAUUUCUUAAAAUAAAAUUGCAUUUAAAACUUGAAUUAUAUUUCUUUUCACUUUAAAAACAACUAAUAACUUUACAUUAAAUAUUAUUAAACAAAAAUAAAUCAAACAAAAUGCCACGAAUUAUGAUAAAAGGUGGUGUUUGGCGAAACACCGAGGAUGAAAUCCUCAAAGCAGCCGUAAUGAAAUAUGGAAAAAACCAAUGGUCACGAAUUGCAUCACUUUUGCACAGAAAAUCAGCCAAACAAUGCAAAGCGCGUUGGUACGAAUGGUUGGAUCCGAGCAUCAAAAAGACCGAAUGGUCUCGCGAAGAAGAUGAAAAACUCUUGCAUUUGGCUAAACUGAUGCCAACUCAAUGGAGGACAAUUGCUCCGAUUAUCGGACGCACAGCUGCUCAGUGCUUGGAGAGAUAUGAAUUCUUGCUAGAUCAAGCACAGAGAAAAGAAGAUGGUGAAGACACUGUUGACGAUCCCAGGAAACUAAAACCUGGCGAGAUUGAUCCAAAUCCAGAGACAAAACCCGCACGUCCUGAUCCCAAGGACAUGGACGAAGAUGAGCUGGAAAUGCUAUCAGAAGCUCGUGCCCGUUUGGCCAACACUCAAGGCAAGAAAGCCAAGCGCAAAGCCCGUGAAAAGCAGCUCGAAGAAGCACGUCGAUUAGCUGCCCUUCAAAAACGCCGAGAACUUCGAGCUGCCGGUAUUGGCUGUGGCAACCGUAGACGCAUCAAAGGCAUCGACUACAAUUCUGAGAUUCCAUUUGAGAAGCGACCAGCCAUUGGAUUCUAUGACAUUUCCAAUGAAAACGUCGAAAAGCUCGAACCCGACUUUAAUAAGAUGCGGCAGCAGGAUUUGGACGGAGAAUUGCGUUCCGAAAAGGAGGAACGUGAGCGAAAGAAAGACAAGAGCAAGUUGAAACAACGCAAAGACGGUGAAAUGCCCAUGGCCAUGCUCCAGAAUCAGGAACCCGAAAGAAAACGUUCCAAGUUGGUUCUGCCCGAACCACAAAUCUCCGAUCAGGAGCUGCAACAAGUCGUCAAGUUGGGUCGAGCGAGUGAAAUUGCCAAGGAAGUCGCUGCCGAAAGUGGCGUCGAAACUACAGAUGCUCUGCUCUCGGAUUAUACUAUCACUCCCCAGAUUGCUGCUACUCCACGAACACCAGCGCCAUAUACAGACAGAAUUAUGCAGGAAGCUCAGAAUAUGAUGGCUUUGACGCAUGUAGAAACCCCACUUAAAGGCGGUGUGAAUACUCCUCUUCAUGAGUCGGAUUUCUCGGGAGCACUACCCAAGGCAGGGUCGAUAGCUACGCCCAAUACGGUCAUUGCAACUCCGUUCAGGACAAUUCGUGGAGAGAAUGCAGCCACGCCAGGAGGUUUUGCCACUCCCAUGUCGACAGCACUAGUCCCGUUGGGUGGCAAGACUCCCGGAGUUGGUGGGGGAGCUCAGACCCCGAACCUAGUUCGAGAUAAGCUCAAUAUCAAUGCAGAAGAGAGCAUGGGAGUCACUGAUACUCCUGCGAUCUUCAAAAACUAUCAAAAGCAAAUAAAGCAGUCGCUUAAGGACGGACUUGCUACGCUCCCAGUUCCGCGCAACGACUACGAGAUUGUGGUGCCCGAUCAGGAUGAAGAAAUGCCCGAUGCAGGUGCCGAUGAGGGAACGAUCGAAGAUCAAGCCGAUAUAGACGCCAGAGCCAUAGCUCAGGCUGAAGAGGAACGUGUCCGCCUCUUGGCCAAACGCUCCCAAACCAUUCAACGCGAACUGCCCCGUCCUACUGAAGUUAAUACAAAAAUUCUCCGCCCACCCUCAGAGAAGCAAGGUUUAACUGAACUCCAGAAAGCCGAAGAAUUGAUCAAACACGAAAUGAUCACAAUGCAAUUGUAUGACUCCGUAAAAGAUCCAAUACCUGGACAGUCGCAAAACAAAAUGGAACAAUUGCAGAAUUUCUUCAAAUCAAAUCCAUACGAUGAUAUCUCCAAAGAGAGUUUGGAAACCGCCAAGAAGCUAAUCGAAGAAGAAAUGCAAGUGGUGAAACAGGGAAUGGGUCACGGCGAGUUGUCGCUCGAAAGUUACUCGCAAGUGUGGGAAGAAUGUUUGAGUCAAGUUUUGUAUCUGCCCAGUCAGAAUCGAUAUACCCGAGCGAAUUUGGCUAGCAAGAAGGAUCGCUUGGAAUCGGCUGAGAAACGAUUGGAGUUGAAUCGUCGUCAUAUGGCCAAGGAGGCCAAACGGUGUGGCAAAAUUGAGAAAAAGUUGAAAAUUCUCACCGGAGGCUAUCAAGCUCGAGCACAAGCGUUGAUUAAACAGUUAAUGGACACUCAGGAGCAUAUUGAGCAGAAUGCAUUGGCUUUGUCGACAUUUAAGUUUUUGGCGGAACAGGAAGCUAUUGCUAUUCCAAAACGUUUAGCGUCACUUCAAGAGGACACACGACGUCAAAUGGAUCGUGAAAAGGAAUUACAAAUAAAAUAUGCCAAGCUACGGGAUCAAUUGCAAGAGCUUAAAGCAGAAUUAGCAAACAAACAAGCCGCCGCAUAGAAAUAAUUUAAAAAUGUAUGUGCAGUUAUGGAAAUAUAAUUAAAAUUAUGUCUAAGUAUAUACUUGA
This is a messenger RNA of Episyrphus balteatus (marmalade hoverfly), 2652 nucleotides long. It is a transcript of the gene Cdc5, whose product is annotated as cell division cycle 5-like protein. Gene Ontology annotation, cellular component: Prp19 complex; spliceosomal complex. Gene Ontology annotation, molecular function: DNA-binding transcription factor activity, RNA polymerase II-specific; RNA polymerase II transcription regulatory region sequence-specific DNA binding. Lineage: Eukaryota; Metazoa; Arthropoda; Insecta; Diptera; Syrphidae. The transcript has 6 exons. Bases 174 to 2585 code for a protein of 803 amino acids. Gene Ontology annotation, biological process: regulation of transcription by RNA polymerase II; mRNA splicing, via spliceosome. The record is from RefSeq and is a predicted model, not a curated record.